Heteronotia binoei (common prickly gecko) is the source of this 1526-nucleotide messenger RNA. Its product is annotated as dipeptidase 3-like. The coding region runs from base 201 to 1394 and encodes 397 amino acids. The record is from RefSeq and is a predicted model, not a curated record. The transcript is spliced from 10 exons. Gene Ontology annotation, biological process: proteolysis. NCBI's taxonomy places the organism in Eukaryota, Metazoa, Chordata, Lepidosauria, Squamata, Gekkonidae. Gene Ontology annotation, molecular function: metallodipeptidase activity.
GCAAGCUUGUAUGCUAAGAGCCAGCCUACAAAUUUUGUCUACGAACAAGUCUGUGGACUGACAAGACAUCCCUACUUUAGAGUUGGGGUAUCCCCCUUGUAUUAUUUUUAAUGUUAAACAAGCGAGAGGGAUAAAGCCGGCAGCUGUGUCUAAACAUCGGCCUCUGUUUGUCAAUUUAUCAGCAUCUCCAUCCUGUGAACAUGCUUGUGACCUCCAAGAGGGUUCUGCUGACGUUUCUCCUGCAGCUGUUGGUGCUCCUUUUUGAUGUUCUUCCGACGUGCAGAUCUGACAACGAGAGGGCGAUUGAGCUCAUGACAGAAACCCGUUUAAUUGAUGGUCACAAUGAUCUGCCACUGAAGCUGAGAUGGCUGUACAACAACCAGCUGAAAAAGGUUGACCUCAGGACCCUUGAUACCACUGUGACAAAUAUUGAGAAGCUUCAAGCCAGCCAUGUUGGUGCUCAGUUUUGGACCCUGUACAUCCUCUGCGGUGCCCAGAACAAAGAUGCAGUGCGUCUCACCCUGGAACAGAUCGAUGUUGUCAAACGGAUGUGUCAAAACUACGAUGAGCUUGAAUUGGUAACAUCCGCUCAAGGCAUUGCUGAUGUUGAAAGUAACAAGAUAGCAUGUCUGAUUGGUCUCGAAGGGGGUCACGCCAUUGACAGCAGCCUUGCAACUCUGAGGAUGUAUUAUAAGUUGGGUGUUCGCUACCUGACCCUCUCAGCCUUCUGCAACACACCCUGGGCACAAACAGCUACACAUUUGGAACACAAGUUUUACUUGGAUGCUGAACCUUUGGCAGCUUUCGGUGCAGAAGUGGUGAAAGAGAUGAAUCGUCUGGGCAUGAUAAUAGACUUAUCUCAUGCAUCUCACGCAACUGCCAUGGCUGUUUUAGAAGCCUCCAAAGCGCCAGUCAUAUUCAGCCAUUCGGGAGCCCAUGCCAUUUGCGACAACUCCAGGAAUGUUCCUGAUGAUGUUUUGCAACGUCUGAAAGAAAACGGAGGAAUUCUGAUGAUGUCCUUUGAGACCAAGAUCUUAGCCUGUGGAGAUAACACAGCGACCAUUUCAGCUUUGGCAGAUCAUUUUGACCAUAUAAAGACAACGAUAGGUGCAGAAUACAUAGGGAUUGGUGCUGAAUACGAUGGAGUGAAUGAGCACCCUGAAGGCCUGGAGGAUGUUUCCAAAUACCCGACAUUGAUCCAAACCCUGUUGGACAGAGGCUGGAGUGAUGAUGAAGUACGAGGUGUCUUGAGAGAGAAUUUCCUUCGUGUUUUCCGGCAGGUUGAAAAAGUGCGGGAUGACCAGGCUUCUGAGCCAGAAAAUGAAGAAGAAAUUAACCUGGAACUGGUAGCAAAUGAGUGCCGCCUAGAACUGAAUCCUAGACCUGGUGGUUAGUACACAAUUGCUAAAGCUGCCAUUUUGUACUGAGAGACCCAACAGUCUAAUCUUUAACUGCUGUUGUGCCUAUGUGGCAGCCAUGUUAGGAAAAAAAAAAGAAUUAAUAAAUCUGCUAUGAAAACACACAAA